UUCGAUUUCGGUUCGCCUCCUAAUAAGGCGGCUCCGCCGGUGCCCGUGCUGACCGCAGCGCAGAAGCCGCUCUGCUCCAAUGACGGCGCACCCCCAAACCCUCGUUUCACCAUAAAUCCCCUCCCUCCCGCUCGUCCCUAUCCAUCUCCAGUGAGAGUGGGGGCAAUGGAGUUGCUCGUCGACGAGGAACCGAGGUCGGGCACGCCCAUGGCGCUCGGGCUCGGGGAGGACGCCAUGGAGGCAGUACGGAGAGCAUUCCCCGGUCAGGAUUUUGCCAUUGAUGUGGUGAGUCGAGCUUUUGGCCGGCCGGAUCCGGCGGAGCGCAGCCAACAGGAUUCUUCUGCCUGUGGUAUCAGCGGCGCGCGUGCCUCAGAAAUGCGUGUAGAUUUGGAGCAGGCGGAGAACGCCGGACAGAGUUGUGCACAGCAGGAAUCGUCUGCCUGUGGAGUCCGUGGACCGGAUGCCUCAGAAAAGCAGUUGAACUCGGAGGAGGCCGAGCCCGCCGGCCAGCGCUGUGAAGCCCCUCCUGUGCCCACAGAUGUAGGUGCUGAAGCCGCCGGCGGCUGGAAACGCAGGGUAAGGCGAGGUCGUAUCCCGGAUGAGCGGGAACCAGACGCCUGUCGUGUAAGCGCGCUGGAGAAGGCAUUGACUGGCUUCGCAGAGAGGCAGACUGAUGCCGUUGUCAAUCCAGAGGUGGGGACCUGCUUCGAUUCGAUUGAAGAGGCAUAUGAUUUUUAUAACCUCCAUUCCUGGGAAAUGGGGUUUGGGAUUAGGUACGGCAGCAGCAGGAGGAAUACAAAUGGUGGUAAAACCAUGCAGGAAAUUACUUGUGGUCAUGGGAGUAAACGACAGGCGAGCGGAAAAUCAGGCAGAUGCGAGUGCCCGGCACUAAUUAGGCUACUUAGAACUGAUGACAACGGAUGGUAUGUCACCCUGCAUAGGAAAGUGCAUAACCAUGCUUUUUCUAGUAUGUAUGGAAAGAAGGUGCAUUGGCCAUCUCAUAAGCAUCUAGAUAAGUACACCAGGGAUUUGGUUUGCCAGUUAAGGCACGAUAAUGUUAAUUUAGGUGUGUAUGAUACAAUUGCUUCUUUUUUCGGAAGAAGGGAGAACGUCCCUUUCAGUAAGCGUUCGAUCAGGACACUGUGUGGGGAAGUUAUUCGUGAGCUAGCUGAUGAGGAUGCUAGGAGAACCACGGAGACUGCAGCUGCAUCUGAAGAAAGGGAUCCGAAAAAACAUACGCGGGAGGAGACGGCAAACAACUGUACCACUCCUGAUUCUGCGAGUACGCUGGUUGAAAGGUACCCUGAGCAGGAUGAUACACAAAAUUUUGAGGCAGGUAGGCUGGGCGAUCUGAUGUUAGCUUUUGGGGAUUGUCACCUAGUGCUUAAAAACUGCACCUAUGAUGAUCUCAUCAACUCCAAGAACACCAUGUCGGGUCUCGAGGAGGCAGUGAAGGCCUUGACCCCCCACCUUAAGCAGGGCAUCUUUUGUGACCUGUGGUCCAGUGCCCACAAUUCUGGAGGUGUUGUGUCAGCGCAGGUGCUGACCAUUAGGGACCUGUUCAGGUUUACACGGUGGCUCACAACUACCACAGGCCAGCAUAAUCUGCAGUCUGUUCAGCAGCGUUUCAAGCUGGUCAAAUCUGGAAAGAACGUCUCCGAGCCUGAGGAGAUGGCCCUCCUCCACCUUUAUCAGGCUGAGAAUGAUGAAUAUUCAAGUCAGAUGAGCAAGCUGCAGGAAGAAAGGGAUGGGAAGAUUGCCCACUAUAUGGCCAAGAUCGAAGAGACCCGCAAGUCCUUCGAUGUCAAUGUUGAAGCUGCAAACGCGCAAUACCCUGUAUCCGCUUCCUAUGUUGCCCUGAACAGCAAUGAGCUCCGCGGCCAAUGCUGGAACAUGUAUCUCACCCACUGUCGGAAGGAAGCGAAGGAUCUGAACAUGCAAGCCUCAAACAUUGUCGACAAGUAUGGGCCAGAGGUGCAGCAGCGUCACCUAUUUGAGUUUUGCAGCCGGGAUGCCAACCGUCAGACCCUCCUCAAGUAUGGCCAGACAAAAGUCAAGAACCUGAAAAAGGCAGGAGCAGCCCGCGGAGAAAAUACUCUUCAUAGCUACAUGAAGCUCCUUGAUAUAGAAAAGGCUUAUGCGCUACUCGCUGCUGAAGAGCAAAUUCCCACUGGGCCAGAUACAAGUUGUGGUGAUAGUGAGGAUGAGGAUCACAGCAAUAGAAACAACGCUGUUGCAAGUGAUGAGGCUGUUGAGGCCGCUGAAGGUGAUGGACAUGAUGGGGGUGAAGAUGCACAAGGAUCUCCGCAGCAAAAGCGUCGUAGGCAUGGUCAACCCUAUGUUUAGUGCUGACUCCUAAAGCAUGUGACUCUUAAGAGGAUCAUGCGACUUAGAUGUUUCCUUGUAUAUUAUUGAAAGUUCAAGGCGGAGAUGAGGUUCAGAUCAAGUCGUGGGAGGACUCGUGGAUUCUGAAUUAACCUCUUUGUGAGGUAUAUUCAAAUCUGUACAAUGAUUAUAGUACCAUAAGCAUCAAUGUUGCCAAAGCUUUUCAAAAGGGCUGGUAUGUUUUCAG
Messenger RNA from Lolium rigidum, 2572 nucleotides. RefSeq lists its product as uncharacterized. The record is from RefSeq and is a predicted model, not a curated record. The coding region runs from base 166 to 2346 and encodes 726 amino acids. The transcript is spliced from 4 exons. NCBI's taxonomy places the organism in Eukaryota, Viridiplantae, Streptophyta, Magnoliopsida, Poales, Poaceae.